Messenger RNA from Pyricularia grisea, 1060 nucleotides. RefSeq lists its product as uncharacterized. The record is from RefSeq and is a predicted model, not a curated record. The transcript has 2 exons. The coding region runs from base 287 to 844 and encodes 185 amino acids. Gene Ontology annotation, molecular function: acyltransferase activity, transferring groups other than amino-acyl groups. NCBI's taxonomy places the organism in Eukaryota, Fungi, Ascomycota, Sordariomycetes, Magnaporthales, Pyriculariaceae.
AUUUACAGAGACCAGCACUACCUCAAAGAGGAGACUAGAAAAUAUAUUAAUCAUUAGACCACAGAGGUUGCGUCUAGGAUUCAAAGAGAUUCUUAGAUUCCUACAGCUGUCAGUUUAACUACUCAGAAGAUAGCUUGUUCCUAGAGCAGAACAGUCGCUUUCCAACAAAGCCUUGAUCAUCGUCAUAUUUGCUGGCAAAUAACCGCUCACUAGGACAUACUGAAGAAGCUAAGUCAGUUGUCCAUCUUUAGCGCUAAAUAUCAGAUUACCAACCCGGAAAAGCAAGAUGAAGUGGUCCAUUGAGAUCAUUCCGCGAAACGCAGAAGGGGAGGAGUUAUACUUGAGAAGCCUCAAACCCUUUCGCCUCGCCUCCCUGCAGCUUGAGCCAAAAGCUUUUUCCUCUACAUUCGAACGCGAGUCUGCAUUUGGCGACUCUGAGUGGCUGGCGCGUUUGCACAACCCAGCCGUUACCGCUUUUAUAGCCCGCCGCGAUGAUACCGACGCAGCCGAGAGUGCGCAGUUGAAAGUCCUCUCCUCCUUGAUACUACUUAGAGUCGUCCAGGGGGAAGGUGACGUCGACAACAUUGCGCUCUGGGAAGUGAAUGCCGUCUUCACUCUGCCGGAUGCUAGACGUAAGGGCAUUGCUACCGAAUUGCUCAAGGAGGCGAUGUGCUGGGCUCGGAAAUCAGCCGAAGCAGAGGGGCGGCUGUGUGUUCUGGCUGUGCGCGUGUACAUGGCCAACACGACUGCCGCGGCUCUUUAUCGAGCGGUUGGCUUUGUGGAUGUGGAUAUGGUGGAUGGUGAGGAGACGUUGCGGCUGGAGUGGAAAGGAGGCCUGGGUUGAGCGCAGAAAAAUGUAUCGGGCUAUGGGUUUGUUAUGAGUAUUGCCAAAAGAUCUGGCGCUGAGACUUUCGUGAUGAUCAAUAAGCUACGUCAAAGUCUUUACUAUUCAUGAAGCUGAGAACUCAAGUAAAGAUACAGGGCAGCCCAGAAAUGAAGCUGUUCCAAAAAGAGCCUUUUUGGAAGCAGUAAACCUCAUCCCUGAGCGGGUAGUUGAGUC